This is a messenger RNA of Thecamonas trahens ATCC 50062, 562 nucleotides long. RefSeq lists its product as uncharacterized. The record is from RefSeq and is a predicted model, not a curated record. The transcript has 3 exons. The coding region runs from base 20 to 562 and encodes 180 amino acids. Lineage: Eukaryota; Apusomonadida; Apusomonadidae.
CGUCUCGCAGACACAUACCAUGGGCUGCAACGGGUCGAAGAACAGGGACAUCCAGGAGUCACGGACACGGGUCGAGUCGACCAACACCUCCACACAGGCACGCCCCGCAGGUGCACAGGGCGCAUCGUCACAGCCUAUUGCCAACCGCCACGAUGCGGUGCUGCCGGACGACCAGAUGGGCCGCUCGCCGCAUGACAUGCGGUUUGCUGAGCGCGAGUUCUUCUCUCACGUUGUGGAGCAGACGGCGUCGUCGCUGAUCGACAUCUCGCAGACGCCCGAGUUUCUGUCAGCCGAAGACGCGCGGAUGCGCGAGGCCGACUACGCAUCGCUGCUGGCAACGGUGCAACCGGCGCCGGCGCUGCAAGCACUGCUUGCACUUCCGGCCGAGUCGAACGCCAACGCCGACCCGGCAGCAGUGCUGCAGGAGACGACCGUGGCGCCGGCGCUUGCCGAGCUCGGGGCCGAGGCUGUCGACGCCGUUGCCGCUGCCGUCGCCGGCAUGGCCGUCGAGCCGAUGGGCGACAUUGUGAUGGCGCUGCCGGACAUCCAGGUCAACGCGUAG